This is a messenger RNA of Paramuricea clavata, 13419 nucleotides long. The record is from the annotation of a GenBank genome assembly. NCBI's taxonomy places the organism in Eukaryota, Metazoa, Cnidaria, Anthozoa, Malacalcyonacea, Plexauridae.
CCCAUUCAAACUUUGUUCAUUCUAUAAUUAACUAGACAUAAGCAGCGAAGAUGAUCAGCUGCGACCUUUGUAUUUGGAUGCUCAGUCGACUACACCAAUGGUAAGAUAUUAUGUAAUGAAUAUGUACUGAUACAGGAAUACAGGAUGUUGGAGUGGCCCGCCAGAUGAAGGGCCUUCGCUCGAAACGUCGAAAUUCUCCUUAUAUUUUUCAGGUACUGACUUUGUAUCCCACACAUAGUUGUAAUAUAUAAUUAUGCUAUAUUGGCCAUUAUUCAGCCAAAGUUAUUGCAUAUUAGGAGCAGAGAACAAAUUGAUUUUGUCCUCCAAUAAAUUUGUGGAUUUGUUAGGCAAAUGGAAUUUUUGUUGCAAUUUACAAUGGUUCAAAAAUGUGCACUUUUUUGGUUAUUAUUUUUAUUAGCUUCUUUCCCAGGCCUCUAUGUAGAAGUUGCAUUAAAGAUAGACCUUUCAGAAACAUUUGCACAAAGUCUGCAUGAAGCAAAUUUGUGUGCUUGUUUACCAUGCAUUCACAAUGCAAUCUUGUGACUAUUUCGUGCGAUUUCAUUAGUCUAAACAAAAUUUAAUUCAUUGCUUCUCAUUUUGUGUGGAGAGUUUUUUUUUUGUUUUUGUUUUUUUGGGGUUUUUUUUUUGGGGGGGGGGGGUCAUUAUGACCACACCCACAAAAGUCCACUGUAUUGAAGCCCUGAUAAUUUAACCACCAUUAAAGUAUAAGACUCUCUUUCUGACAAGUAAAAUUGUCUAGGAUUAGGCAGAGCGAACUUUAAAUGUAAUGUAUGGUGCAUUUGCAUGCAUUACAGCUUAGUAGGUUACCCAUAAAUGAGUGGCAGCACUCUUCCCCUGACGAGUAAAAUCGUCUGGCAUUAGACAGAGUAAAAUAAUAAAGUAGGGCACAUCUGGGUGCUUUGCCACCUAAAGGGUUAAUAACCAAUUGGAUAUAACAUAGUUACACAUUCUCCCCUUGACAACUGUUUAUCAUAUUAAACAGUAAGAAGACAAAGAUGCAUUUGGGCUGUGUAAAUGGGCUAAAACAUGCUGAUUACAUAACUUUCUAUAGGAUCCUCGUGUACUGGAUGCCAUGAUGCCAUACUAUGUGUCAUAUUAUGGCAACCCACAUUCAAGAACACAUGCUUAUGGUUGGGAGAGUGAGGAAGCUACAGAACAAGCUAGGGAGGUGAGAUAACAGAAUUAUAUACAGUAUGGUCCAUUUUAAUGCUGUAUGAAUGGGUCCAGAAAUGAUCCAGAACCCCUACAUAGGAAAUUUCUGGGAGCACAAUAACCUGAAGACAAAAAUUUCCUGCAGACCAACAGGGUAUUUUAAUUUGUGCUAAAUAUGUAUGUGCAUAAACAUAUAGUGUUCUAGCUGACCAUGGUUUUCAACUAUAUAUGUUGUUGUGCCCAUAGUGGGACAUGGGUGUUAAGGUUUACUUCAAAUUUUCAAUAGCAAAUCUUCAUUCCAAUGAAUUUCAUGCAGCUGUUUAACAUUACAUGCAAGUAGUGCUGGUGUGCUUGCCUAUUUUUACCACCCCUGGAUAAUAGUUAAUGCAUUAGGUGGAUUCCAAUUGGCAAAUUUUUAUUCUUAUUAGAAUUCCAAAACACCCUUCCGGAGUGUAUGUCACUUUGGCUAGAGACCUCAUUUUUGUGUAUGUGAUAUUAGUUAAUUCAUAAAAGUCUAUUACAUCAUAAAAACAAGGCACUAUAUACGGCCAAGGUGACAUGCUUUCCAGAAGCGUAUAUUGGAUUGCAGUUUUAUUGUUCUUGACUAGGGUUGGGCGAUAUUAAAAAAAUCAUCACGAUAUUCGAUAAUAUUGUGAUAAAUGCAAUAAAAACAAUGACCACAUUUUUUCAAUUUUAAUUAAUAUCAAAGCAUAGUAAGCUUAUAUAUAAUCUUAUUAAAAACAGGUAAAACAACAAAUUAAUUAAUAUGAAGGCUUUUUCUAGUCUAAUAUUUACUGUUCAUAAAACAGAAUUGUCUAUGCAGUGUCUACCAUGUCUCCACAGACACAAAUGCGCAAGCAAAGCCUGCAAUUCCAUUGUUCAGCAGAUCAUAAAUACAUAAAUAUUAGCUUUUGUAUCGUAUUAAAUUCGUAUUUAAUUCAGGAAAUUCUAGGGAAUGAAAAGAAUUUUUUAGGGUUUUAUAACAGCUAUAUGCACAUGUGAAGCAAUAUCACGGUUGUCAUCGAGCAUGACAAUAAUUUCGAUAUAUCGUCGCUCAAGUUUCUACCUUCGAUACGAUAAUCGUGAUUGAAAAUAUCGCGAUAAAUCAAAAUAUCGAAAUAUUGCCCAACCCUAUUCUUGACAAUGCAAUGCUCUAUUGUAAGUUGUCUUUUCAUUGUAGCAAGUUGCAAGCCUCAUUGGGGCAAAUGCUAAAGAAAUUGUCUUCACAAGUGGGGCAACAGAGUCGAACAAUUUGGCCAUUAAGGUGAUUUUAUUAGUUUAAUUUCAUUAGUAUUUUAUAACAAAUUUUAAUUUUAUGGAACUUUUUCUGAUUCUUGAACAAUGCAUUAUUUUACUAUUUAUUCUUCCAAAGGGUGUUGCUCAUUUCUACAGAAACAGAAAGAAACAUGUUAUCACUACACAGACUGUAAGUGCACACACUGGGUUUGCAUUCCAAUGAAUGAUUCCGCCUAUAGACGAAAUUUUGAUCUAGACAAGAAGAACUAAAUCCAUUACCAUAGCUGGAAAGAGUGUCUUAAAAUGAGCAAAGUUUAGUUGUGAGUUGUUGUAAAAUGAGGAAAUAUAUAGCCCUGUGAAUUUCGCAAAUUUUGUAUCAAUGACUCAAUAUUUGCUGAUUACGCGCGGGAAAAUUAUGCGCUGGUUAUUUUUACCGCGCGUAAUACAAAGGCCAGAUGAUCUUGAUACGCGGAAAAGUACUGGCACUAGUUGUCAAAUAGAAAUCCAUUUUAUGAUUAAAACAACUGAAUAUCUCCUGUAAUAUACUUUAUUUCGAUUCCAUAUUUUUGUCAGAGCUAUAGUUCUCAUAACCAAACGUAAUUACAAAAUUUCAACUAGUUUCAUAAAGAAUAACGAAAGAUAGAAUUGACUGAAUACAUCAAAAUGGAUUUCUAUUCGGACAACCCUUUCUGAGCGCUGAUUGGCUAAAAUACGAACACGAGAUCACCUUGCCAAUAUAUCCAAAAUUUGCGAACUUCACAGGGCUAUGUUUUCUUCAUUUUACAACAUUUAGCAACCAAUCUUUGCAGCUUUACUCAUUCUAAGACGCUCUUUCUAGCUGUGCUGUUGGAUUUCGUUCUUCUUACCUUGAUCAAAAUUUAGUCUAAAUCUGAAACCACACAUUGCGUUCUGGGGCCGGUUGUAUAAAACUCUUAAUCACUUUUUUAAUCACUAUUUUGUAGUUAAAUAGUGAUUAACUCUCAAAUAGGCGCGUCUUAUUGAAUGACUUUGCACUUAAUCAUAGUUAACGUUAAUCACUUUUUUAUACAACCUGCCCCUGAACAUUAAUUAACCCAUUGAGCGCCAGCGCUCUUCCCUUGACAAGCAAAAUUGUCUGGUGUUGGACAGAGUAAAAUAACAAACUAGGGUGCAUUAGGGCAUAAUGAGACUUAACGAGUUAACUGGACACAUGAGCAGAUAUUCUGUUAACCCGUUGAGCGUCAGCACUCUCUCAACAUCCUAACUCACAACUACAAUCCUGGCCAAAAACUUUGUGGACAGUACAAAAUUGUAGCAAAUUAUAUAAUACAGUCAUUUAGAUAUUUUGUAUAAUUUCCGUCAAACCCCCACACCCCCAUCUCAUUGUUGCAGUCCAAAAUGAUAUAUACAGAGUUACCGAUGCGAAAACGAUUUCAACAUUGUUUUGGGAGAGUGGGGGCGUAAAUUAUAGCAUUAAAUCCAUCCUAAACGCAUAUGAGCCUACCUGUCCACAUGAUUUUGGCCAGGAUUGUAGUUUUUGCAACAAAAUUCUAGGAACAUAAAUGUGUACUGGACUCGUGUCGUUCUUUGGAAGCAGAAGGUUUUGAAGUCACGUAUUUACCAGUCAAGACAAAUGGAUUGAUCGAUAUUAAGCAACUUGAAGGUGCCAUGCGUCCAGAUACCUCACUUGUGUCGAUCAUGACUGUCAAUAAUGAAAUUGGAGUUCGUCAACCUGUCCAUGAUAUAGGUAAGUAAUUUCUUGCUGUUUGUCACUCAAAAAUGACCGAUAACGCCUGGUUGCAUGGUGUGAGAAAGGCGGAUACACCCAUACUGGUAUAGCACGUCACUUUGGGUAUGGAGCCUUGUUUUUGUGUAUGUGACAUAGUUCAGGGACGUGCUGGGGUCUUGAAAAGGACAACAAAUGGGCAACGUCUGAUGGGGCCCAGGCCCGGUAAUGGGUGGAUCAAGAUUGGGGUGGGGGUAUUACUGAUCAAACAUGGAACAUUUCAGUCGCUAAUUAAUCUUUUUUCCACAAAAUUAUUGUCGAGCGGAGGGAGAGGGGGGGGGGGGAUUGGGGGGAGUAAAAAAAUUUCCGGACAUACCAUUUUCAGUAAAUUUCGAAUUCAUGUACCGUAAUUUGUUAAAUUUUUCGGAUAAAUUGUAAUAUCCUGAUCUUGACUUUUAAAAUUAAAAUCUGUAUUUUUUAUCUUUUCCAAUGUUUUAAUUUUAGGGGCCCAUGAUGGCAGGGGCCCACAAGCUCGUCCCUAGCCAGCAUGUCCCUGCAUUAGUUAAAGCUCAAUGUCUUUGUGACUGAUGAAGAAGAAGAAGAAGAAUUUAUUCACCCAUUAUAAAUCAUGAUUACAUUAUUUACUUUAAAUAUUAAUAUAGUAGGUGUGGGUAUUAUCUGCCUAAAAUAACCAUAGGGGCUAACUCUGAAUUGGCCUUUCUCACGCCGCCAUUUUUGGGUGGCAUUUCACCCGAAGUCUGCGAGAUAAGUCCACGUAACAGCGACUUUUUAUUUUGUGGGUGUAUGAUGGUAAAUUUACUCUGUAAAUAGUUUGUUCUGAAAUAGUGCUUUUCACAUUGUUAUAAUCGUUUACGAAAAAUCACAGUACCCCAAAAAUGGCGGCGUGAGGAAGGCUAAUUUGCUUUGUGAAUGGUUAAUAGUUUAUUUUGAAAAAUUGCUUUUCUCCUUGUUUUAAUUGUCUGCAUUCCAAUUAACGAGAAUUGGAUGUCACCCAAAAAUGGUGGAUAUUCGUCAUCGCGAGAAAGGCUAAUUUAUAGUAAUUAGGCAGAUUUAUACGUCCAUAGACAACAUAGUGGAGAUUUGUCGUUUUAAUUAGUCGGCGAAAAUAUCAGGACAAACGUAGAGACAAACAUGUAAAAAACCAGCAGCAAAAAAAAACGAAAAAAAAACACAAUUAGCCGAUCACGAAAAUUAGCCGCCAUAGCCUAUAGGUGAUGUACAAACAAUUAAGCUAUGUGACAAAGAAAUUCCAAGGAACUAAUUUGCUUUUAUUAUAUUAAAUUUAAAACAGGCGCAUUAUGUAAAGAAAAGAAAGUGUUCUUCCACACAGAUGCAGCGCAGGUGAGUGAAGUCAUAUUGUCCAUAAUCAGGUCAUGAACUAUGGCACUUUAUAAUGGAUGUAUCCACUGGUCCAAUUUAUACUAACCAAUAGGCAAUUCCAGAUAUAGACUUAAUUUUGAUCUGGGCAAGAAAAACGAAAUCCAUCACCACAGCUAGAAAGAGCAUCUUAAAAUUAGUAAAAUUGCCGAGUGUUAAUUCGGUUGCGAAAUGUUGUAAAAUGCGGAAAAUAUAGUCCUGGGAAAUUUGCAUAUUUUAUAUUAUUUUGUAUUAAGGCUGCAUUCCAGUUACGCGCUUUUCAUACGUGCGUACACGCACGUAAAAGUUAAAUUCGCUUAAAAUUUCAUAUAAGUGCAAAUAACCUUAACAAAUACACAUUAAAUCAUACACAAAACUGAAUGCUGUCCUUUUAUAAAUUUAGUUAUUUCAUAAGUAGGAUGUAAAGCGAAUUCAACUUUUACGUGCGUGUACGCACGUAUGAAAAACGCGAAAAUUUGGGCCGAAAGUGGUUCCCGUGCCCCAGAAACGAAUUAUCAUCCAAACUACAUUUUCUUUGCCCAAGUUUGACAGAUUAUCGGUCUUUAGUAAUGAGCGGAACACUAUUAAAAAUCAGGCUUGAAUGUCAUGUAAUUAUCUGUCUAUCUUGAUGACAGGCUGUAGGAAAGAUUCCAGUUGAUGUCAACGAAAUGAAUAUUGAUCUAAUGUCAAUAAGUGGCCACAAACUCUACGGUCCAAAAGGUGUUGGUGCGCUGUAUGUGCGUCGAAGACCCCGUGUUCGCCUCGAACCUGUGUUCAGCGGCGGUGGACAGGAAAGGUAUGUAAGGGUCUGAAAUAGGUCCCUACUGAGAUACCAGGUUUCAAAGUUCUAGUAUCCCACAUGGCUGGAUUUCAAGGGGAGGUGUGAGGAGGUGCGCACCUCCCCUGGGAUCAUUUUGCACCUCUCCUGAAAAGUCAUGCACCUCCCCUGGGAUCAUUUUGCACUUCCCCUGAAAAGUCAUGCACCUCCCCUGGGAUCAUUUUUGCACCUCCCCUGAAAAGUCAUGCACCUCCCCUGGGAUCAUUUUUGCACCUCCCCUGAAAAGUCAUGCACCUCCCCUGGGAUCAUUUUUGCACCUCCUCUGAAAAGUCAUGCACCUCCCCUUGGCCUUGGGAAAGUUUCAAUGAUAGAUCAAAGUGAAAAUUUGACAUUUUCGGUUGCUUAGGGUCUACACUUUCUAUAAAAUUGAAACAGUGAUAUAGCCAUUCAUCUCUGUGUGAUGUACCCUUUUAAUGCAAUGUUUUGAAAGAAACUUUUUGUAAUGAAGGGCAAAAUUGGAUGACUUGUACAGUCACAGUUGUGACUUUGGCCCGUUCUAAGCCCUAACUUUCCAUGGGGUCGUGAGCUAGACCGCUGGACCUCCCCCAACUUUUUUCACCUCCCCCACUAUUUCCACCAAAAUCCGGCUUUGGUAUCCCAUCUAAGAAUCCAGUAUCCAAUUUCUGGAUACUGGUUACCUUACAUUUUGGCAUCACUGAACCAUCAAAGUAAGCAUAUAGUACAUGUCUCUCAUUGUUAUUUAUAAAUUACAAUAACAACAGAAGACUCAACAGUCAACAACUAAAUGACCAAGUUAGAAACCAAAGGCUGGUUAUUUCCAAGAAGUCAGACUCAAGCUAUUGGGAAACCACCAGAGACAUUUAGCAUUAGCCUAAUCUUUGAAAUUUUGUAAUAUCCAGUCGGGAUACAAGUCAUUGUUAUCCAAAACCAAAUGUUAGAAAAUGGGAAUGGAAAUUAAGUUAUUUUUGUUCUGUUCUUUCCCCACCCCUCCCUCCUUCACGUUUCAACAUACGAGAGAUUGUUGAAGACAUUGUUGAAGAGAAUGUUGAAGACAUUGUUGAAGAGAAUGUUGAAGACAUUGUUGAAGAGAAUGUUGAAGACAUUGUUGAAGAGAAUGUUGAAGAGAAUGUUCAAGAGAAUGUUCAAGAGAAUGUUGAAGACAUGCCUGAAAUUCUGUUUUUCAGAGGAAUGCGAAGUGGUACAGUGCCUCAUGUUCUCGUCGUUGGUCUUGGAGCAGCUUGUGAAGUUAGUGAACUCGAAAUGGAGGUUUGUCCACUUGCUCAGUUAAACAGUUGUGGUAAAUUCCCUUUAAAGUGCCUAUGCAAGAAUUUUUUUAUGAUUGAGAAUUGCAAAGUUCAUUUAAAAUCGUAAUGUAACUUGCUGUAUUUUCUAAAACUUUGUUAUCUUUCCUGUAUAUCAAGAUUUUCGACUUUGUUUGAUAUGCAAAUGUGACUUAAAUGACGUCACACUUCAUAACGAGUUUUUAGAAAGAAAACGUUUCCUUGCCAAACAUACUUUAAGAACUAUCAAAGCUAUCAUUUCGUCUGCAAUUUGAGUUAAUGACAAUUUUAUUAAGCUAAAAAACAAUCUUCUGUAAAACACAUUGUGCAGUGUGGCGUCAUUUAAGCCAUAUUUACAUGCCAAAUAAAGUCCAAUAUCUUGAUGUACAGGAAAGAUAACAAAGUUUUAGAAAAAAAGUUACAUUAUGAUUGCAAAUUAACUUUGUAAUUCAGUCAUAACAAAAAGUUCUUGCACAGGCACUUUAAAUGGGUAAACAAGUUAAACGCUUGGAUCUGAAAAUAAGUAGUUUUGGCCUUUCAUCAAAAAUCAAGUUUUCGCACGUCUUUUUCUUCAGUAUGACCACAAACACGUGACAAAGCUCUCCAAGCGUCUUGUGGAAGGCAUAAUGUCUCAAUUACCUCGCGUCGUAAGGAAUGGUGAUGUAACAGAGACCUAUUCUGGUUGUGUGAACUUAUCAUUCUCGUAUGUUGAAGGAGAGAGUUUGCUUAUGGCAUUGAAGGAUGUUGCCCUCUCGUCUGGCAGGUGAGUGAGGCAUGUUGGGAUAGUCGUUAUUCAUUUAUCAAGGCCAUUUCCCACUAGGCGGAAUUUUCCGCGCGGAGCGGAAUUUCUCAUUGUCUUUUCUUAACUUAUCAAAAAAGUUCUUUGUUCAAAUUCGUCCACACAGAUUGCCCGUGUUUAGUAUAAAUCUGGUCAAAAAAUUUUUUCUUAUAUCACUAGUGCUUGUACGUCAGCCUCACUCGAGCCUUCCUACGUACUUCGUGCCAUUGGCAGUGAUGAGGAUCUCGCCCAUUCAUCAAUCAGGCUAGUAACAACUCGAUCUUUAAUCGUAUUGUAUGCCUUGUUUAUAUCUUAUCUUUAAAAGGCAAUUUUUUUUUCAGUUAUUUGCGAUGCAAAAAGUAUUCAAAUACUUCUAAUACCUAAAAUGUUUUUGGCGUUCCUCUCAAAAUUACUUUGUUUUAGCUUUAUUUUGCAACUUUUUAAAAAAUAUCUUGCGGUUGAGAAACACAAAAUAAUCGUUAUAUAUAUUGUCAAUUUAAUUACAGUUAUCAUUAAUGGAUGUAGAGGCUCCUCCCCUCCUCACAUGCUAUUUGUUAUUGUUUUUCAGUAACUCGCAGGUAGGCUAGCCCCUUCCAUUGAACUAUAAAUAAACUGGAAGGCUAACUCAGGGGGGGGGGAUUGAAGCCAGUGCAUUUAAGUUUUUCUGAGUUAUGAGCAGAAAUACUCAACACUGAACGUUGGGCUAUAUAUCAAAUUGAAGCUAUUGAAAAACGCUAUUUGGUGUAGAAAUUUUAAGAUUUUAGCUAAAAGGGAAGUAUUGAAAAACUACAAACAUAAUUACCGAUAAUUUGCCGUUUUGCAGUUGUUUUUGUAUUUUUUAAAUAUUUUUCUUUUCGCUGAAGUCUUGAAAUUUCCACACCGAAUAGCAAUUUUCAAUAGCUUCAAUUCGAUAUAUAGCCCGACGUUUGGGGUCAAGUAUUUCUGCUCAUAACUCAGAAAAACUAUUUUGGCUUCAUCAAAUCAUAGGCCUUCAUCAUAGCAGUUAGCCUUUCAGUUUAUUUGUAGUUCAAUGGCCCCUUCUCUUAGCCCGCGACUAGCCCGCCUGCGAGUUACUGAAAAAAAAAAAGAUAACAAAAAAAGCCUCUGCGGAGAAGAGUGCAUGAUGCUGUAAAAUUGUAUAUAUUCAUUAGUUUUGCGCGCGUGUUACAUAACAUACAAAUUCAACGAAAUUAAUGCUCAACGAAAAUAAAUUUCAAUUUGAAAAUAAAUUUUAAUUUGGAAAUAAACUUUUUCUUGACAGAUUUGGAAUUGGCAGAUUUACAACUGAAGAUGAGAUAGACUACACUGUCGAGAAAAUCGUUAGCCAUGUACAGCGGUUACGAGAAAUGAGGUUAGGACAAAACUGAACAGAUAGCUCUAUCAGUUCUAAAAUGUACUCCCUAAAGAAAUCCAGUAAGGAUCAUGUAUUAUUGCAUUUAUUGAUCUAGUGUUACUACAUGUAGGAGAAAAAAAACCUAAACUAAUCUAACGUUUUUUGUACUGGAUAACACUAUCAGUCUAAACUGCUCUCCCUAGCUAGCUAGUUAUCUAGUAAGGGUCAUAGCAGAAAAUAAUGGUGGAUCCUGGCAUCUAGGAUUAGAAAAUUUUCAAAUUUUCAGCUUGGCAGAAAUGCUAAGGGACCGGUCAUUAUUUAUGGCUGGGGGUGGCACAGAAGAGAAAUGUUUUUCGUGGCAAAAAUUUUGCUGACCCAACCAUUAAAAAGUCAAAAAUUUGAUUACCUAACCUCAAAUAUCAAUUAAAAAAUAAAUACCCACCCCUGGCCAAAAACUUUACAAAAGGAUACCAUUCAGUUGUCACACAUAUCCUUUAUCACUUCUGUGACACGAGCAUGAUAACUGCUAGUGAAAUUUUCUACAGUGUAAAGUUUCAUAUUGUCUGCACAUGUGCUUUCUUUGGAGACACCAUAAAUAUGGCAAAUGCCUCCUGACAAAUCGGAAAAUGGUCAAGAUAGUGACUCUGAUUGAUUGAUUGAUUGAUUUACAUAUUGUAUUGACAUAUGACUGUUGACAUUACUUUUUAGUCUUCAAUAUUUGAGUGAAUCAUGCUUUGGAAAUGACAAUACAUUUUUAUUACCCAAUCCUUGAGUUGUUUUGUUUUUCAUUUACCCAACUUUUUACUUACCAACCCUUUUCUCUUCCCAACCCUUUUCUCUUCGUUGCCACUCAGGAAACUUCUCCACAGAAAAAAAAAUUUGUAAAAUGUGAUUUUCCGUCGGAAAAAAUUUUGAAGUUGAACAUUUUCAAUUUUUAACAAUGAUAUUUUCGGAAAAUUUUCUGUCCGUGGAAAUUUUUCUUGAGUGGAAAUGGGCCUUAAGAGUCAUCCCUGAUUUGUCCACCGUAUUACUACGGGAGGAAAUCUGGAUCUUAACGGCACAGAUGUGAAGGUUCGUGCGUUUAUUAUACUGUGCUACCAAUACCCCAACCCCUCCCCCCUCCUGUUUGUGGUAAGUUAUUCGCAAGGUUUUUUAACUCACUAUUUUUUUUUAGUCCGUUGUGGGAAAUGGUCCAAGACGGAAUUGAUUUAAAAACUAUCAAAUGGACCCAGCAUUGAAAUGUGGUAUGAUGCAGAAAAACUAUACGGUAGAUUAUACACUAGUGUGUACAGUAUGACGUUGUAAUUCAGUACAGCGACUGCGUAGAUUGUAGUAACUGGAAUGGUCUGUGUCAGCGUAGGUAUAUGGACCCAUUGCACUGACGUCACAAAUCCUUAGAGUGUCCUCCAGAUGCUCCCUAACAAUAUCUGUUCGGGUACAACAACCACAUACAGCGCAAAAAUUAACCAUUUUAAUACAAAAUUAUUAUAAACUUUCACAAAAUUUGCUCUGUUUACAAAAGUUAUAUUAUGCAUAUUAUGCUAAUUUAUUUUCCAGAUGCAUCGUCACCGGCGCUGUGACGUCAUGUGCAAUGAGUACAUAGUGACAAAAGCACCAGAAAACUGCGGAUAGAUAGGGAUUCAACUACCUGAAAAAUACGAGUAAAACUUGGACGUUUCGAGCGUUGGGAAGUUAGUAUAGCCUGAAUGGCACGGUUUUCAUUUGUUUCCAACCAUCAAACUGACGUUAUAGAUCAAUUUCUAAAGUUGAUUCUUUUGGGAUUUUAUUCGUAUUGGUUAGGGUUAGAGUCAGGGUUGGGGUUAGGGAUUGGAGUCAGGGUUGGUGUUAGGGGUUAGAGUAGGGGUACGGUUUGGGGUAGUUACAUAGUCAUUUAACACCUAAUCCAUCUUCCGGAAAUGACGUCACGUCAGUUUGGUAGAUGGAAACAAGUGCUACCCGAAUGACACGUGUAUUUUCCCGAACCAUGCUACUAAAUUCCCGACAGUGGCGGACACUAGGGGGGUACUGGUACUAAAUCUCACAACGUAUGCAAUGAUCAAGUGAGCCUUAGGCGGACACCGAAACUCCUUUGGCAUACAUGUUGAAAAUUUCGCCCCCCCCCCCAAUAUUUCGUGAAGUGUCCGCUACUACUUCUCGACGAAGGGCCUUCGCUUCAAUUGAAUCCCUAGUUGAAGCCGAUAUCAGGAUGUGUUCUCACUCAUGCUUGUUCCCAGUUGUUGUGACAAGUCUGGAACAAUUUGGUAUCACUUGUUAACAAGGUUGAUGAUGGUAACAGAUUUGCUACAAGUUGUUCCAACGAAAGACUAAUACAAAGCUUUUUGUAUCAAAUUGCUACGAGCUUGCAGUCAUCAACUCGUUCAACAACUUGUUACGUUCAGACGAUGUCAGACUUGUAGGAACAAGUCUAUUGGCCUCAUCAACCUUGUUUACAUGAUGAUGAUAACUUGUUCCAGACUUGUCAACAGGUGGGAGCAACCGAACAGGCAGUGCGAACACAUCUUGUUGACAAACUGGGAGAUUCAGUUAUGCGUGUGGAGGCCUUCACUCGAAACGUCCAAGUUCGGCUAAUAUUUUUUCAGGUAGUUAUAUGACAUUCCAGGGAUGGAUUAGUUCUGGGGGGAAGGGUUGCGCAGCCCACCUAGCCCUGGCCAGAGGGGGUGUAGGGGGUGCUAUUUUUCAUAAUAAAGCAGAAAGGAGAUGCAGUAAUGUGAGUAAUAACAUGAUGAUAUGCGAACUGUGAACAAUAAUUACAAUUCAAAUACACUAGUCAAGCAAGACUUUGCAGUAGUCAAGCAAGUUUAUGGGCGGGCGGCGCACAUGACCGACUCAACUAAGUCAGCACCCAGAGCUAGCAGAGCACCCCCUACGAGAUCAUGCCGGAUCCAUCCCUGUGACAUCCUUCACACUGCAGCUGUCUGUUAUCAGACGAUAUCAGACACUGCGAUGUUAGAAUGAUAUACUUACAUUUGCACCGAGAUUCUGUCUGAUAGAACGGUUGCCUAUACUAUCAAAGGUAAAGUAAUACGAGCAACAAAAUUACAGCAACUUGCAAUAAAAUCUGAUUUCAGCGCAUGUUAUUAGGAAAUUUGUAGUGAACAUUUCAAUUAAGUAAUUAACAUGCGUUGAAAUAAGAUUUUAUUGCAAGUUGCUGCAAUUUUGUUGCCCCGUGUUACUUUACCUUAAGAGAGGCGCACUGCCAUGAAGGAUCGAACACCACAGUAAAUUUGCGAUAAAUUACAAGGGUUUUAGUGGUUGAUGCUAACUUUUUUCUUGGGGGGAAGGGGGAGUGAUGACUUUCCCAACAGGAAGAAUCGAUUGUUUUAACAUUGUCACUGAAACUUGUCAAAGUUCCUUUGGCAAAUUAAAUUUUUUAUUGCAAUUUGUCGUGUGUGUUGACUGUGUCCGUUAGUUACUCUAGUCUCACAUGUAAGGUACUCGUGUCGGCUUUGUAAACAAAAUAUUGCCAGGCUCUUUUCGUUUUGAGGACUGUUAAGUAUUCACCAUUGUCUUGUAAAAAUAAAUGACGGAAAUGAAUAUAUUGAAGACGAUGUUAAACGUGCGAUUCUGUUCUCGCGUCAGCAGCGCCACAGGUCAAAUUUCAUUGCGUGCCUGCGCAAGAGAAGAAAUCGCACGUGCAUCGUGGUCUGCGCAGCAACGCAAUAGAUGGUUUCAGCUAUAAACUAAAUUUUGAUCUCGGCAAGAAAAACGAAAUGCAUC